CCGCCCCCGGCGGCGGCAGCGAGUAGCGGGCGGAGCGCGGAGGAGCGCGCGGGGCUGUGCGGCGCCGCCUCCCUUCCGCGCCGGGGGAGGAACGAAGGGCCGCGCGGGAGACGAGAAAGCCGGAGCGAGUGACUAGCGGAGAGCUGCAUGCAACCGGUGGGAGGCCGGCCGGCUGGCGCUGCGGCUCAGGCUGGGAGCGCGGACCGGCCGGCGGCGGUGGCAGAGGCUCUGAGCUGGCAGGCGGAGGGCUUUCUCCCGCGCCCGCCUGCCCGGCGCGGUCCGAGGAUGCGGGGGGGCGAUGCCCGGGGCCAGGGACGCGCUCUGUCACCAGGCGCUGCAGCUGCUGGCCGAGCUCUGUGCCCGAGGGGCCCUGGAGCACGACAGCUGCCAAGAUUUCAUCUACCACCUGCGGGACCGUACCAGACCCCGGCUCCGCGACCCAGAUAUCUCUGUGAGCCUGCUAACCCUUGUGGUUACCGCCUGUGGUCUUGCCCUCUUUGGUGUCUCUCUCUUCGUGUCUUGGAAACUGUGCUGGGUUCCAUGGCGAGAGCGAGGCCUGUUCUCUGGUAGCAAAGACAACAACCAAGAGACUCUUAACUACACAGACACAGAGACCAAUGAGCAGGAGAACAGUGAGGACUUCCUAGACCCACCCACACCCUGUCCUGACUCUUCCAUGAAGAUCAGCCACACUUCCCCUGACCUUCCCCUUUCCACACAGCCCGGUGGCCCAGAGAACUGUGCCCAUGCCAUCCGUGUGCAGCGACAAGUCACAGAGCCAACGCCGUCAGCUCGGCAUAACUCAAUCCGAAGACAACUCAACCUGUCGAACCCAGACUUUAAUAUCCAGCAGCUUCAGAGGCAGGAACAGUUGACUGGGAUUGGUAGAAUUAAACCAGAAUUAUACAAGCAGAGGUCACUGGACAAGGACGAUGGGAGAAGGAGCAACAGCAAAGCCUGCGGGAAACUGAACUUCAUUUUAAAAUAUGACUGUGACUUGGAACAGCUCAUCGUGAAGAUCCACAAAGCCGUCAACUUGCCUGCCAAGGACUUCUCCGGGACCUCAGAUCCUUAUGUCAAGAUCUACUUGCUUCCUGACCGGAAAACAAAACACCAGACUAAAGUUCACCGGAAGACCCUAAACCCUGUUUUUGAUGAGGUGUUUUUAUUUCCUGUUCCCUACAACGACCUUGAAGCUCGGAAGCUUCACUUCUCUGUGUAUGACUUUGACAGGUUCUCUCGCCAUGACUUGAUUGGUCAAGUGGUGGUGGACCACUUCUUCGACUUGGCUGAUUUCCCCAGGGAGUGCAUCCUUUGGAAGGAUAUCGAGUAUGUCACCAAUGACAAUGUGGAUCUGGGAGAGCUUAUGUUUUCACUCUGUUAUCUUCCAACGGCUGGCAGGCUGACCAUCACCAUUAUAAAAGCAAGGAAUUUAAAGGCAAUGGACAUAACAGGAGCAUCAGAUCCCUACGUGAAAGUAUCACUGAUGUGUGAUGGCCGGCGACUGAAGAAAAGGAAAACAUCCACCAAGAGAAACACGCUUAAUCCCAUUUACAAUGAAGCCAUAGUCUUCGAUGUCCCUCCUGAAAGCAUCGACCAGAUUCACUUGUCCAUAGCUGUCAUGGAUUAUGACCGUGUAGGUCACAAUGAAGUCAUUGGCGUGUGUCAAGUAGGCAACGAGGCUGAGCGACUAGGCAGAGACCACUGGAGUGAGAUGCUGUCAUAUCCUCGGAAGCCCAUUGCACACUGGCACUCUCUGAUGGAGAAACGAUGACUAUGGAUAAGAAGACUGCUUGUGCCAAGGACACAGUCAGACAACUAUGUAACAAAGAUCUUAAGUAACGUUCCCACCUAGCGACACCCAGAUGACUCCAGUGAUGUCAUACUCAGCUGUAACCACAGCAAUAACUGGCCUGCUUUCCAAAUUGGAUUUGGUGAAGUUGAAUGGUCCUUCUUCAGGUGGUCCAAGCUGAUGUGCCCUAGGGAAGCUCAUCCCUCACUGUCAAAAAAACAAAUUGGACUCUGGAAGAAAGCAAGUGGUGUAGUGAAAGUCCUGAGUGCCAAGACUCUUAGUGGCUAAUGGAAGGCCUUUGGUUGUAUGGGCAUGAUACUGGUCCUGGUAGUGGUCAGUCUAACAAGAAGUUAUUUGAUUGAAUGCCCUGGAAGGACAGAAUAUUUUUUAAAAUAUAUCCAGGUGCUAAAUAGGCAGCAGAUUUCAAUCUAAACUCUACUACCUGUGAGCUAAUGACUGUCUUCAGAGAAUAAUUCUAGCCCAAAAAGUGCUCCAAUUUUCUAAGGAAUGGCCCAAAAGAAUAUUAAGUCAGGCAAGCCUGGAGGAAGUCUCAUGCAAGGCAGGUUAGUUCAUAGCCAACUCACAGUACCCUCCCAUGCACAUGGCAGAGUCCCACUUAGCCAUGGCUAUUCAUCACUCAUUCACAUUCAUCAGAGAUUCCGGGAUUCUAGAAUUCCAGGUAGCCAGCAGCCACUUCGUUUCCAGUGGUGGUAUUACUAGAAUGAAAUGUGUCCUCCUUAUUAGAGAAUCAUUCCUCUCAAUGGCAUAUGCAUUCUGGAAUAUUCUUUCCUGGGCACAGGAGUGUGUGUUAUGACAAAAGAUCACUGAGAGAUGACAGGGGAUCCAGUAAGAAAAGACAUAGCUUUUGGUUUUUCUUGAUAUAACUGCCUUCUGGGUACUUCCAUAUGUAAUAGCCCAUAGUAUAGACUUGAGCAGCCACAGACAGAGUCUCUUUCCCAUUUCAGACACAUAUCACUUUUACAGACUUGGGGAAUGGAAAUUCCUACAAGAAUGAAGGCCAAGGGCUCUCCCCAGGGUAGUUCAUCCAUUACCCAGCAUUCUUCUCGACUAGUCUACUGCCAGUUCUGCACCUCAUUCUCCUUGCUUCUCCCUCCACAAAAUGAAACCAAAGGCCUCAGCAUACCCUGGAUGGACCAGGAGCUGUUUCCUAGAGGUCCUCUCUCAUUAUAGGUGCAAAGCACCUUCUCCACACACCUGCAUCACUACUCCGUGAUUGCAUUUACCUUUCAUACAGUCUCUGUAGCAGAAUCCAGAGUUGGGUUGCAGUUAACUAUUCUAGAAAAAGCCUUCUCUUCAUUUCCACUCAAAUUUCCAUGUAGGUUGCACUGGAUAGAUGGAGCAUCAUGACAGGUUGGAAAGUUCUGGUUGCCAUACACACCUAGUACAAGAAGUCCUACUGCCAGUGUCAGAUCUUGAUCUUGUCAGGUCUUGAAAGGGUAGAGGCCUUUGGUUGUGUAAGGCAAUGUUAAUUCACUCAAGCUUAGUCUAUUUCCCAGCCUGCCUGAUCAAUUCCCAUCUCUUUCCAAUUUCCAUUUGCAAGGGGUUCAAAGGGAACCCCAGUUCUGCCUAUGUCUGAUAAAACACACCUUUCUUUCCCCAUGGUUCUCUCUACCCAAUCCCUUCCCAUUCAGACAUCCUCUGUCAUACCAGUGUUUAGAACCAAAGCAUGAAGGGCGAGUGCCAACAGGAUAGUGAACAGAAAUAUUGUCACUAGAUCCAGGCAGAUGUGCCUAGGAGAAUGGUCCCAAAGAAACCAGAAUGGCUCCGGCAAAAGAUUAUCAAGCAGCCAUCUCAUUAAGCUUCAACAUGUCCUUGGCAAUGGCUUGGAGAUCCUGAGGUAGCCUGUUGUUCCCAGCUCAGGAUCUCCUUGCCUUGAGCUAGCAGCCCUGGGAUAUAAGUGAAUAAAUUACUGGCUCAGAGAUAGCUUUGCAGGGGCAUUCAGGCAAAGAAAACUGCCCACAUGGUGAACAGAUGGCAUUGUGUGUGGAUAGCUUUACCUAGCCAGUUCAGCUGUGGUCAGAAGCUGGCUAUCAAUUUGAAUUCCCUCAGCUCAUUUGCAACUCUGCCUCUGUUCUCUUGUGUUUUGUUUGAUUGCCCUUUAGUUUCCUAGUAAAUAUUCCUUUUGAAAAAUAUAA
Onychomys torridus (southern grasshopper mouse) is the source of this 3948-nucleotide messenger RNA. Its product is annotated as synaptotagmin-9. Gene Ontology annotation, molecular function: SNARE binding; calcium ion binding; clathrin binding. Gene Ontology annotation, biological process: regulation of dopamine secretion; regulation of calcium ion-dependent exocytosis; calcium-ion regulated exocytosis. Lineage: Eukaryota; Metazoa; Chordata; Mammalia; Rodentia; Cricetidae. Gene Ontology annotation, cellular component: dense core granule; membrane. The transcript has 7 exons. The record is from RefSeq and is a predicted model, not a curated record. Bases 299 to 1774 code for a protein of 491 amino acids.